This is a messenger RNA of Gadus morhua (Atlantic cod), 799 nucleotides long. It is a transcript of the gene psmb9a, whose product is annotated as proteasome 20S subunit beta 9a. The coding region runs from base 130 to 780 and encodes 216 amino acids. The record is from RefSeq and is a predicted model, not a curated record. NCBI's taxonomy places the organism in Eukaryota, Metazoa, Chordata, Actinopteri, Gadiformes, Gadidae. Gene Ontology annotation, cellular component: cytoplasm; proteasome core complex. Gene Ontology annotation, molecular function: threonine-type endopeptidase activity. The transcript has 6 exons.
GGGUUAGAUCUUGCUCCGGGGGCGCGCGGCGAACGACGCGGUUUCACUUUCACUUUGACGCGCGGAACCAUCGCGCGUUCCCUUCGACAAAGCAGCUUUCCUACUCAGGGAACAGCCGUACCAGCCAGCAUGUUGGAGGAACAGGGCCCGGAAUGGAUGUCCGAGGAGGUCAAGACAGGGACCACUAUCAUCGCCGUGGAGUUCGACGGAGGAGUCGUGCUGGGGUCCGAUUCUCGGGUUUCUGCAGGGGCCUCGGUGGUGAACCGCGUGAUGAACAAACUGUCGCCGCUGCACGACCGCAUCUACUGCGCGCUGUCGGGCUCCGCCGCCGACGCGCAGACCAUCGCCGAGACCGUCAACUACCAGCUGGACGUGCACAGCAUGGAGCUGGGUGAGGACCCCCUGGUGUGCUCAGCUGCCACCCUGGUGAAGAACAUCUCAUACCAGUACAAGGAGGAGCUGUCGGCCCACCUGAUCGUGGGGGGCUGGGACCGCAGGGGGGGGGGCCAGGUGUAUGCGACCCUGAGCGGCCUGCUGACCCGGCAGCCCUUCGCGCUGGGCGGCUCCGGAAGCUCCUACGUCUACGGCUACCUGGACGCAGAGUACCGGGCAGGGGCGGGGCGCACAGACACACAGCGGCUGGUGGUGGACACUCUCUCAUUGGCUAUGAGUCGUGACGGGUCCAGCGGGGGCGUGGCCUACCUGGUCACCAUCGACGGGGACGGUGUGGAGGAGAAGGUGUUCCUGGGGAACGAGCUGCCCACCUUCUAUGAUCAAUAAACCCAGAAACUAAGAUUAA